UCCGAAUCGGCUCCAUUGUUUGAAGCGUUUGUACAGUUAAAACAUCUUUAUCAGCAGCAGAAACGGUGAUAUUAAUGUGACAGAACAAGGCCUGUUGACUAAAGGAGUUUGAUCCAUUCCAUGAGAAGAGAUCAGACUCUUCAGGACUCAGCUGUGUGUUUGUGUAAACUUUACUAAUAUUUAAAGAUGGAGACUCCUGAUCUGGACACAGAUAAUGUUUCUACACCAUCAAUCAACUGUAAACUCAGGAGAAAGAGAUCAGAAUCACCAACACACAGCUGUAUCUCAAUGAAGAGUGAUCAGUCUAUGCAUCCUCCUCCUGUGUUUAAAGAUGGAGACCCAUCACUUCCACACAGUGAUCUACAGAAGACAGGAAACAGAACAGAAAUGAAGAUGACAGAUACAGAGCACGACCCAGAAUCUGCUGCUGGAAAUGAAAUCCAGAAAAAGUUCAAAUUAAAUUUGAUGAACAAGUUUCAGUGUUUGAAAGGAGUGAUAAUAAACCUGGGAAACCAAACACUCCUGAAUGAGAUCUACACAGAGCUCUACAUCACAGAGGGAGACAGUGGAGAAGUCAAUAAUGAACAUGAGGUGAGACAGAUUGAGGCAGCAUCCAGGAGAAGAACAACAGAGGAAACACCAAUCAAAUGCAAUGACAUCUUUAAGCCUUUAUCUGAACAAGACAAACCCAUCAGAACUGUGCUGACAAAGGGAGUCGCUGGCAUUGGGAAAACAGUCUCUGUGCAGAAGUUCAUUCUGGACUGGACUGAAGGGAAAGUACAUCAGGACGUCCACCUCAUAUUUCCACUUCCUUUCAGAGAGCUGAAUUUGAUGAAGGACCAGACACUGAGUCUGAUGGAGCUCCUUCAUGUCUUUUUUAAGGAAACAAAAGAAACAGAAAUGUUCAGUUUGGAAAAGGUUCUGUUCAUUUUUGACGGAUUGGACGAGUGUCGUUUUCCUCUAGAUUUCCAGAACACAGUGAGAGUGUGUGAUGUAACUGAAUCAGCAUCAGUGCCUGUGCUGCUGAUAAACCUGAUCAAAGGGAAUCUGCUUCCCUCUGCUCUCAUCUGGAUCACCUCCAGACCUGCAGCAGCUGAUCAAAUCCCCUCUGAGUGUGUGGAUCGAGUCACAGAGGUACGAGGGUUCAAUGACCCACAGAAGGAGGAGUACUUCAGGAAGAGGAUCAGUGAUCAGAGCCUGGCCAAUAAUAUCAUCACACACCUGAAGUCAUUAAGAAGCCUCUACAUCAUGUGUCACAUCCCAUUCUUCUGCUGGAUUUCAGCCACUGUUCUAGAGAGAAUGUUGGGUGAAGCAGAGAGUGGAGAGAUCCCCAAGACUCUGACUCAAAUGUACACACACUUCCUCAUCAUUCAGACAAACAUCAUCAGAGAAAAAUACUCAAAGAAGCAGGAAAGUGAUGAAGAAAUGCUUCUUAAACUGGGACAACUGGCUUUUCAGCAGCUGAAGAAAGGGAACCUGAUCUUCUAUGAUGAAGACCUGAGAGAGUGUGGUAUUGAUGUGAGAGAAGCAGCAGUGUACUCAGGUGUGUGUACUCAGAUCUUCAGAGAGGAGUUUGGGCUUCACCAGAGUAAAGUGUACUGCUUUGUUCAUCUGAGCAUUCAGGAGCAUCUUGCAGCUCUGUAUGUGCACCUGACCUUCAUGAAGGAGAAGAGAAAUGUUCUUAAACAGAAUCAAGAUUCUAAACGUUUGAUGAAAGAAAAAAGAAUAUCGGAUGUACACAAGAGUGCAGUAGCUCAGACUUUACAAAGCCUAAUCUUAAUGAAGGAGAAGAGAAAUGUUCUGAUACAAAAGCAGAGCUUCAAUUGGUGGAUGAUAUAUUUUAAAUGUAUAUGCAUCUCAGAUGUACACAAGAGUGCUGUAGAUCAGACUUUAGAAAGUCAGACUGGACAUCUGGAUCUUUUCCUUCGUUUUCUUCUGGGUCUCUCACUGGAGUCCAAUCAUAAACUUUUACAUGCUUUAGUAACACAGACAGGAAGUAGCUUCCAGAACAUAAAGAAAACGUUUCAGUACGUAAAGAAGAAGAUCAGUAAAAAUCUUCCUACAGAGAAAUCCAUCAAUCUGUUCCACUGUCUGAAUGAACUGGGUGAUAAUUCUCUAGUGGAGGAAAUCCAACACUACCUGAAAUCUGGAAAACAAAGUGAACUUUCUUCUUCACAGUGGUCUGCUCUGGUGUUUGUGUUACUGACAUCAGCACAGGAGCUGGAUGAGUUUGACCUGAGUAAAUAUUUCAGUACAGAUAAGAUAACAGAAGAUGUGGUUCUGAAGAUGAUGCCUGUGAUUACAGCAUCCAGUAAAGCAAUUAUCAGCUGUGAUUCACUUGGAGUAAAAAGUUGGUCAUCUCUGGUCUCAGCGCUCAGAUCAGAAACCUCCAAACUGAGAGAACUUCAUCUGACUGUGAAAACUCUGUCUCUGUCUGAGAAUAAACUAGGAGACUCAGGAGUGAAGAGUCUCUCUGCUGGACUGGAGAAUCCUCACUGUAAAGUGGAGACACUAAAGUUGUGUGAUUGUGGUGUCUCAGAUGAAGGCUGUGCUGCUCUGACUUCAGCUCUGAGAUCAAACCCCUCACACCUGAGAGAACUGGAUCUGUACAGGAAUAAUGUAGGAGACUCAGGAGUGAAGAUUCUCUCUGCUGUACUGGAGAAUCCUAACUGUAAAGUGGAGAAACUGUGUUUGUGUAAGUGUGGUGUCUCAGAUGAAGGCUGUGCUGCUCUGACUUCAGCUCUGAGAUCAAACCCCUCACACCUGAGACACCUGAGUCUGUCUGAUAAUAAACUAGGAGACUCAGGAGUGAAGAUUCUCUCUGCUUUACUGGAGAAUCCUCACUGUAAACUGGAGACACUGAGGUUAUGUGAGUGUGGUGUCUCAAAUGAAGGCUGUGCUGCUCUGACUUUAGCUCUGAGAUCAAACCCCUCACACCUGAGAGAACUGGAUCUGUCUGAUAAUAAACUAGGAGACUCAGCAAAGAAGCUGUUCUUUGACAUUAAGGAUGAUAAACAUUACAAACUACAGACACUGUGGUUCUAAUGAAUAUCUGUGUGUGAUGAAGAUUCCAGUGUUCCUGCAUUACCAUGAUGGAGAAUAGAGAAUAUGUUUAUUAACACAUCACUCAUUUAGUUCUAACACAUUAAACAGACUCAGAGACAUGAGAAGUGUGUGUUCAUCGUGUACAGUGACUCAGACUAAACACAAUUCUACACUGAGUCUACACUGACCUCUGAUCCCUGGAUAAAAUUCCCUGGACCUCAAUCCCAUAAAAACCUGAGGGAUUAUUUGUAACAGCAGGACAAAAAGCACAUGAACUUGAGCUGAACCCAGUCAGUGGAAGAAAAAUAAAAGGAACACUUUCAAGACCUGGAAUUCUCACCUGUUAGGUCUGGCAUCCGGUUGAGUUCAUCUGAGGAGUUCAUCUGAGGAAACCCCUAGGAGACUCGCUGCUUGUCCAGUCAAAUAAGUGGACCAGAAACACACCAUUUAGUUGUUGUUUUAAUUAUGGAAAAUAACGAUAUCUUUCAAACCACUGUUGUACACAGUGUUAUUUUAAGUGUUAUGCCAAUAAUGACAAAGUACUUUUUUAAUUUGUUUUGCAGAAAAAAAUACCAUUUUUGUUAAUGAUUUUUUUAAAAUUACGUACAAAUUUAUCUGAAAUGACAAUAUUUAACUGAAUUUAAACAUGUUGCUCAUUAUAUAAUUUUUUUUUUUACUUUUUUCACUCUAACAAUCUAACAUUUUUCCUUGUAAUUUUAAGGUAACUCUUGUUAGUUUUAUAUUUAUAUGUACUUUUACAUUUCGACUUUGCAAUUCUGGAUACAAAUUUAGUCUAGCUUUUGACAAAUCUAUACAAAAAUUAUCUUUGCUUACAUCAUUAACUGAAAUACAUUAGAGACUGUUUCUAUUUAUAGUGAGAAGUGUAACAAUUACAGCUUAUAUUGUCCCAUAUCAGGGAUGGCUAAUGGCCUAACCACUGCAGUCAACACCUUGGACCUGGCUGGCCCAGAGCUAUGCAGAACGAUAAAAACAACAGAUGGAUUUGCAAUAAACUCACUCCAUGCAAGUAAAUGGAAGUCUAAAUAGCUAUGAAUGCGAAUCAGUGCUGCUUUGGACAGAGGUAUAACCUUAAACUAA
This is a messenger RNA of Tachysurus vachellii, 4143 nucleotides long. Its product is annotated as NLR family CARD domain-containing protein 3-like. Bases 187 to 3045 code for a protein of 952 amino acids. The record is from RefSeq and is a predicted model, not a curated record. Gene Ontology annotation, molecular function: protein binding. The transcript has 10 exons. Lineage: Eukaryota; Metazoa; Chordata; Actinopteri; Siluriformes; Bagridae.